This is a messenger RNA of Suillus subaureus, 1508 nucleotides long. Its product is annotated as Alpha/Beta hydrolase protein. The record is from RefSeq and is a predicted model, not a curated record. The coding region runs from base 409 to 1158 and encodes 249 amino acids. Gene Ontology annotation, molecular function: hydrolase activity. The transcript has 8 exons. Lineage: Eukaryota; Fungi; Basidiomycota; Agaricomycetes; Boletales; Suillaceae.
CGAGCCACGACCGGUCUGGCCGUCAUUGCAAUCAUGUUCGCUUUUCUUAGUACUUUAUACUUUGCUUCUGGUACACACGAAACACGGAGCAGUCGGUUCGGCGUUACAUAUGAUCUUGUACUAAGCACUCCCAAAGCGUUCUCACUGUGUCAUACCAGCUUACUCUGGCAUGAAUGGAAAUGGCAUGUACACUAACACCAGCGAUGUAAGACGCAUCUCCGUACCAUGCCGCUUGUGUUGCAUGUUCUCGCCACUCGGGGAUUGGUUGCUAAGAAUAUGUCAGCCAUGUGCGUCAUAUGUUCCCUAUCAGCUUGACAUCGUGAAAACCUUCCGAUUGGUGUGAGCCUUAUAUAAUUCGAUAUCAGAAGAACAUCCAAACACUCUCAAGCCCUCAAACCACAUCCAAACAUGAGUUUCUGCAAGCACUGCAUCCAAGGAGUACGCCACGAGGGUGAGCCUGUGGGCAAACUUGAAACCAUCGCUGGUGUCGCUUGCUACAUCGCCACGCCCACUGUCGACUAUCCUAAGGACAAAGUCGUCCUGUUCCUACCCGAUGUUUUUGGUAUCGAGCUCAGUAAUGCCAAGCUUCUCGCAGAUGACUUUGCAAAAAAUGGCUUCAAAGUCGUUGCAGUCGACUACUUAAACGGCGGUAGACUUGCUGCUGAUGCCAUGAACUCUCCCUCGUUUGAUUUCAUGGGAUGGCUCUCCAACCACGGCGCCGAGCAGACCCGCCCACCCCUCGAUAAGGUCAUCGCUGCACUCAAAGCGGAAGGUGUCACCAAGUUUGGCGCAACUGGCUAUUGCUUCGGCGGUCGUUACGUUUUUGAUCUUGCAUUCGACAAUGCCAUCCAGUGCGCCGUGGUCUCCCACCCCUCGCUCUUGAAGGUGCCCGAAGACCUCGAGACGUACUUUUCCAAAUCGCGGGCACCUCUCCUGAUCAACUCCUGUGAAGUCGAUCAAAUGUUCCCUGCCGCAGCCCAAGCAAAGGCUGAUGAAAUGUUUGGCGAUGGGAAAUUCGCCCCAGGGUACAAGCGCGAGUAUUUCCCUGGUUGUACGCAUGGGUUUGCUGUACGUGGGGAUGUCUCAGACCCGCUGAUCAAAGCCGGGAAGGAGGGCGCAUUCAAGGCCGCUGUGGAGUUCUUCCUCGCGCACCUGUGAGCAGUCUGUCUGUUAUAAGAUUUGCGUGUGUGGUACGAUUCAAUUCAAAUACAAUUUCAAUAUGCAAUUUCAAAUACACAACUGAGAUUGUUGCACGACAUGUCCAGUCGUACCACGUCGCUGGUCGUGUAAGCAUGCCAGCAAUGGAUCUCCAUGCGAAUGUCAUGUGCUCACCGUGUCUAUGGACGGUAUAUAAGAGAUCAUGUAGUGAUUUCCUGCACCCGCAGAAUUUAGAAUCCUAGAUAUCAUUUCAAAUCUUAUUUUGGGAGCUUCGAUAGUACAACAUCCAGAAAUAUGUUCCAACAUACAGACCAAAUAUAUCUAGAUUCUAAACACAUAUUCUAAACCUA